This is a messenger RNA of Scheffersomyces coipomensis, 1267 nucleotides long. RefSeq names its product elongin A (gene ELA1). Gene Ontology annotation, cellular component: nucleus; elongin complex. The record is from RefSeq and is a predicted model, not a curated record. The coding region runs from base 232 to 1185 and encodes 317 amino acids. The transcript has a single exon. Gene Ontology annotation, biological process: transcription elongation by RNA polymerase II. Lineage: Eukaryota; Fungi; Ascomycota; Pichiomycetes; Serinales; Debaryomycetaceae.
UACUCAAUUUGAAGUAUUUUUGCAACUAUAUAUUGGGUUUUGUAUAGUUAAGAUAAUUUCAGUGAGCAUACCAAAAUAAUCAAUCAUCACAAAAAGAAAAUAUUUACAGAAAUUUAUUUUAAUUUUAUAAUUGCCAAAAAUCAUUCAACCAUAAGAAUCAGUAACCAAAGACAACAUCAUAGAAGAUAUAGUAUCGAUCGAUUGAGAUACAUAGAUAGACUGAAGAGGAAUAUGAAAAAUAUGGGGGAAAAUGAUUACUCUUCAUCUCAUUGGAGAAGGAAGACCAUACAAUCUUUAGUAUCAAUAGCGACUCAAACCAUUGCUGCCAAUAUUAAUUAUAUUCAAGAUAUUGGUACCACACCAUAUCAUUUACUAGAAUCGGUGCUAAGUCGUAUGAAUUCGAAACAACUUAAUCAGAUUGAAACUCAAUCUCCUCAUAUAACUAUUCAUUCCGAUAAAUUAUGGCAAGGUUUGAUUGAAAAAGAUUUCCCUACAAGGCCCAAUAAUUUAGAUCCUAUCCAAUCUCAAGGUUCAUCUAUGCCUUAUAAAGCAUUAUAUUAUCGAUAUACUAAAGAACGAGAAAUGUUUCAAAAGGAUUCAACCGAUAGAUUAAGGAAAAUCACGAAGAAAUUAGAAAAGGAAAAACAAGUUAAUAAAAUUAUAGUUGCAAAGGAAUUAUUAAAGGAUCCAACUAUAAGACGAAGACCUCAAUAUCAUUCAAGUACAAGACAAACCACUCUCCCGAAAGCAAAUACAAUCUUGGGGAAAGCACGAAAAGAUUUAAAGAAUCGACAUUUGAUCUUUCCUAAACAACAUUUAAAACCAUAUUCUGCAUUUGAUGCAUUUAAAGAUCGAGCAUCUCCUCCUCCUCCUCAUCCUUCAAGAAUCCUUCAUCGACAUGCUCCAACCAGUUUCAAUACUAAUCCAAUCAGCGAAGUUAUACCUGAACCUAUGCUGGUCUCGACAAGCAAUUCACCACCACCUCUAGCUAAUCCUAUUAAUAGAUCACCAAGUCCACUAAUGAUAAGGAAACGAAAAUCAGAACCAUCGAUUUUCUUAAUGUCAAGGAAUAAAAAUAGAUUACAGCCGGCUGUAAUUAAACCUAAACCAAAACCUAAACCAUCAACAGAAGAGACUGUACCUACUGCCAGAGUUAAAGCGGUCAAAUCAUCUAUAUUCAGCUAGAGAGACAAUGUUUUGUUAUGUACGAUUAUGUAUAAACACCUAAUGAUAAUGAUAUUUAUAGUAUUACUAAUAUACAAAUUUU